AAAAAUGUCAAAGUUCAGGAUUGGAAAUUACCGACUUGGUAAACUCCUCGGCUAUGGAGCAUUCGGAAUCGUCCGGCUUGGGAUGAAUGAAACUACUAGGCAAGAAGUAGCUGUGAAAAUCCUAAAUAAAAGGAAAAUCAGACAAAUGAAGGCUAAAGAUAAAACUUACAGAGAAAUCCAUUUGUCAAAGAUGUUCAAUCAUCCUAAUGUUGUCAAGCUUUAUGAAUACUUUGAGACCAAGGAGGAUAUAUAUGUUAUCUUUGAAUUUGUCCCUAACAAGGAGCUCUUUGGGUAUAUAUCUAAUAAUGGCUCCCUGGAAGAAAAUGAAGCAAGAAAGCUAUUCCAGCAACUAGUUUUCGCUGUUGACUAUUGACACAGUCUCGGAGUGGCUCACAGAGAUAUUAAACCUGAAAAUAUUUUGCUUGAUUACCAUAAUAAUAUCAAGCUUGCAGAUUUUGGGCUUUCUAAUUUCAUGAAAGGAGGGAGAGCUUUGAGAACUUCUUGAGGAUCUCCAAAUUAUGCAGCCCCCGAAGUUAUUUCUGGAAAGAUUUAUGAUGGUACUGAAGUUGAUGUAUGGAGCCUUGGAGUAACUCUGUAUGCAAUGCUUUACGGUGAACUUCCUUUUGAUGACGAUUGAGUCAACACAAUGUUCAAGUACAUCAAGGAAGCCAAGUACUACAUGCAUGGGUCUGCAAGCAAAGAAGUGAAAGACCUUCUGAAUAGAAUGCUACAGCCUAACCCCUUCAAAAGGAUAACGAUUCCCGAAAUUAUACAACAUCCUUGGUUCCAGGCUCAACAUUGGCAAAUAAAAUAUUAUGAUAGAUUCUUACUCCAGGUGAUUCAUGGAGAGGAAUCUAUAGACCAAGAAAUCAUUGAUGAACUCUUCAACUUAAAGCUCAAAUUGAACCCUAAAGACAGAGAAAAGAUUGAAAAAGCAAUUUCUAACGGAGAAAAGUACGACUUCUGCAUUGCUUAUGAAUAUCUGAAGCACUCAAAGAUGCUUCAAAAGUUUGAGAGCUUAAAAACAAAGCCGAAAGAAGAUCUCAAGUUCGAUAAAUCACUUCUGCUGAAAAACUCUAAAAACACCGUGAAGCAUAUAAAUGACGUACACCAAAAGCUGGAAUCAUUUGAUCGGAACUGAGACCAGCCUAUUCCUGGUGAGAUGAAGGGAGAACAAGAAGUAGGAAUCAUUCCUCAUUCCCCUUCAUUCCAGACAAAUUUCUCUUCAAUUCUGGAUACUACGACUUGUCCAGAAGCUUCCGAAGCUGAGAAGGCCAUCGGGUUUGUCAUUAAAGGAUCUAUGGAUGAGGUUUACAAGCAAGUUUUCUCCAAACUCAAAGAGAUGAACAUUAUCUGGAAGAAAUGGAACUCUGACUUCGUCUACAAGUGUCAGUCAGGAAUUCCAAUAGUAGAGGGCGAGACGACUGAAGAGAGACAGGAUAAAUUUAAAGAGCUGUUUGAGAACGAUAUGAUAAAGUUCUUCCUACAGUUUUCUACCUUUACUAAGAAAAAGGGACUUGUUGACUUGAAUCAAUCAAUCAAGCAUCAGUACCAAUUCCUUGUAUCCUUUAUAUGGAUAAAAGGCCCGACAAUGAAGUAUUUAGACUUUGUUUCUAAUUUACAAUUCAGUUAAUAAGUUUUAGCAUGACGACUCAAUAAUCAU
Molecule: messenger RNA, 1663 nt
Organism: Moneuplotes crassus
Lineage: Eukaryota; Ciliophora; Spirotrichea; Euplotida; Euplotidae
Source: the annotation of a GenBank genome assembly